AUGGGGAUAUGUCUGCCGGAAAGCGACCGUUCCGAUGUCACUCAGAUCGUCAUGGUUAUGGUCGGCUUGCCGGCUCGUGGCAAGAGUUUUAUUUCAGGAAAAGUCAAGCGAUACCUGAGGUGGACGUCAGUGAAAGCCGAAGUCUUCAACGUGGGCUCGUACAGGCGAACAGACAAUCCGCAUCCCGAUGCCAAGUUCUUCGACGUGAACAAUGCCGAGGGCGAGAAAGCUCGCAAGGCUGCGGCAGAAGCCGCUCUCAACGACAUGCUGGAAUGGUUCAAAGACAAGGAUAACAAAGUUGCCAUUUUGGAUGCGACGAAUUCCACCAAGUCUCGACGGAAAUGGAUUCAUGACAAGAUUGUCGAAGCGAAACUCCUGCACAUCUUUGUGGAGAGCAAAUGCGAUAAUGAGGAUCUCAUCAUGUCAAACAUCCUCGAAGUCAAGACCUCGUCUCCCGACUACAUUGGACAAGACCCCGAAGAAGCAGCCAGGGACUUCCGUGACCGAAUUCGGAACUAUGAAAAAGUGUAUCAGACCAUUGACGAGUCCGAGAAGCAACUCACAUACGUCAAAAUCAUCAAUAUUGGAGAGCGAGUCGUCAUCAACCUUAUUCAAGAUUAUCUACAAUCGCGCCUUGUGUACUAUCUUACCAAUCUACAUAUAAAGCCACGCAGCAUAUGGCUGUCAAGGCACGGCGAAUCGGAAUAUAAUCUCGAAGGCAAAAUCGGAGGUGAUGCCAACCUCUCGGAACGUGGCCAGCGAUAUGCCAGGUUGUUGCCUGACCUUGUCAGGCGGUCCGGCCUUCCCAAAGACGCUCCGCUGACUAUAUGGACAUCAACACUGCGUCGCACGAGCCAAACGGCGAAAUAUCUGCAGAAAGAACUUGGCUGGGAGAAGCUACAAUGGAAAGCCCUCGAUGAGUUGGACAGUGGCGUUUGCGAUGGGAUGACAUAUAAAGAGAUUUCGGACAAAUUCCCGGAAGACUUCCAAGCUCGGGACGACGACAAAUACAACUACCGGUACCGCGGAGGAGAAUCGUACCGCGACGUGGUCAUUCGACUGGAACCCAUCAUCAUGGAAUUGGAGCGCAGUGAGAACAUCAUUAUCAUCACUCACCAAGCCAUUGUUCGCUGUAUUCUUGCAUACUUUAUGGAGAUCCCCCAGGAGAAGUCGCCCUGGAUGGAAGUGCCGCUGCACACGCUGAUGAAAUUGACGCCAAAAGCAUACGGGACUGAAGUUGAGCGGUUCAAAGCCGACAUUCCUGCCGUCAGCACGUGGCGCCCGAAAGGAUCGACCGCGAAACACCACGAUAGUGUGAGCGAAGGCAUGUCAGAUGCUGCAGUGGGCGAUCUUAAGAAUCUGAAAUUGACCGAAACUCCGAAUGCGGACGCAGAUGCGAGGCUGGGUACCGCAAAGGGGGGGAGAGAAGACGUCGCCGAUACGGGCUUCUCAAUGCCUGGCUUGCCUCUGCCUUGA
Messenger RNA from Capronia coronata CBS 617.96, 1476 nucleotides. RefSeq lists its product as uncharacterized. The transcript has 9 exons. Gene Ontology annotation, cellular component: cytosol. Gene Ontology annotation, biological process: fructose metabolic process; fructose 2,6-bisphosphate metabolic process. Lineage: Eukaryota; Fungi; Ascomycota; Eurotiomycetes; Chaetothyriales; Herpotrichiellaceae. The record is from RefSeq and is a predicted model, not a curated record. Gene Ontology annotation, molecular function: 6-phosphofructo-2-kinase activity; ATP binding; fructose-2,6-bisphosphate 2-phosphatase activity. Bases 1 to 1476 code for a protein of 491 amino acids.